Molecule: messenger RNA, 3473 nt
Organism: Stegastes partitus (bicolor damselfish)
Lineage: Eukaryota; Metazoa; Chordata; Actinopteri; Pomacentridae
Gene: slc7a8a
Product: solute carrier family 7 member 8a
Exons: 11
Coding region: 734-2314 (526 amino acids)
Biological process (GO): neutral amino acid transport; amino acid transmembrane transport
Cellular component (GO): membrane
Molecular function (GO): neutral L-amino acid transmembrane transporter activity; L-amino acid transmembrane transporter activity
Source: RefSeq, a predicted model, not a curated record
UAUGAAGAGGAACAUGUAUAUUUACUCAAAUGCUACCUCUGCAGUCUAAGCUUUACACAGGUCGGAUGUUUAUGAGACAGACCUGAGCGACUUAGAAGACUUUCCCUUGCGUCUCAGCCACCACUAGAGCAGCUUUUCUUUUUUUUUUUAAUUUGCUGGGUCGCGCGUAAAAGAGGAUGCUUUUGUCUCUUCAGCUCUCACCUGGAACAAGGAAACCACGAGAGCUUUUUUGUUGUUUUUAAGAGAUUUGUUGCACCAGAAGAGCCUAGUUUUUUAAUUUUUUUUUAAAAAAUUACUUUUACGGUCAUUGGAAUGUGCGCUCUUUGUGCUCGUUACACGGUCUUCAUGUGCCUUUUCAACUGUGACCUCUAGCACCACCUGUGCGCCCUAAACAAGAAACAGUUCGUUUGUCAGCUGCGCUCGGAGAAACCUUACAGUUGCAGUCAGGGAAUUUGCACUGUAAAGAUUACACCAUAAGGUUUCCAAAACUCCCCUUUUCUCCCCUUGUUGCUCCAUUUCUUUUGUGGAUUUUAAAAAAAAAAUCUUAUCACAUCCUUUGUCCCAAGUUGCUGACAACAACUUUCCUCCGAAGAUAAGAGCAGCACGUUUCAGUGAACGUGGUUUUACGCACAAAGACUUGCGCUCAAGGCGGGACAAGGUGCUGUGAGGUAGAAGAAAAAACAACAACCCAAAAACACUAAAAGGCAAAAAAAAACAAAUUCCAGCCAUCAGCAUGACGGACGGUGCAAGACAACGGAGCAGCACGUCGGCCUCUGCCAAGGAUGCUGCGGCAGAGAAGGAGUCCGGAGGAGGAGGCGUUGCGCUCAAGAAAGAAAUCGGGCUCGUGAGCGCCUGUGGUAUAAUUGUUGGCAACAUUAUCGGCUCAGGUAUCUUCGUCAGUCCGAAGGGAGUGAUGGAGAACGCCAGCUCCGUGGGAGUGGCGCUGAUCGUCUGGAUCAUCACAGGCAUCAUCACCGCCAUCGGAGCGCUGUGCUACGCUGAGCUGGGCGUCACCAUUCCCAAGUCGGGAGGGGACUACUCCUACGUCAAAGACAUCUUCGGCGGGUUGGCUGGGUUCCUGCGACUGUGGAUCGCUGUGCUGGUCAUCUACCCGACCAACCAGGCCGUGAUCGCGCUGACGUUCUCCAACUACGUCCUCCAGCCUCUGUUCCCCACCUGCUUCCCACCAGAGAACGGCCUGCGUCUGCUGGCUGCCGUUUGUCUCUUGCUGCUCACAUGGGUGAAUUGCUCCAGCGUGAGGUGGGCCACCAGGGUGCAGGACAUCUUCACCGCCGGCAAGCUGCUGGCCCUCGCCCUCAUCAUCAUCAUGGGCAUCGUGCAGAUCUGCAAGGGAGAGUACUACUGGCUGGAGCCUGCCAAUGCAUUUGAGCCCUUCCAGGACUAUGAUGUGGGUUUGAUAGCUUUAGCUUUUCUACAAGGCUCCUUCGCUUACGGAGGCUGGAACUUCCUGAACUACGUCACAGAAGAGCUGGUGGAUCCUUAUGUGAACCUUCCUCGUGCCAUCUUCAUCUCCAUCCCCCUCGUGACCUUCGUUUACGUCUUCGCCAACAUCGCCUACGUCACGGCCAUGAGUCCUCAGGAGCUGCUCGCCUCAAACGCCGUUGCCGUGACGUUUGGUGAGAAGCUGCUGGGAGUCAUGUCGUGGAUCAUGCCCAUCUCCGUGGCUCUGUCCACCUUCGGAGGUGUCAACGGUUCCCUCUUCACGUCUUCACGACUGUUCUUUGCUGGAGCCAGAGAGGGCCACCUCCCCAGUCUGCUGGCCAUGAUUCAUGUCAAACGCUGCACCCCCAUCCCUGCUCUGCUCUUCACUUGUCUGUCCACCCUGCUGAUGCUGUGCACCAGCGACAUGUACACGCUCAUCAAUUACGUGGGCUUCAUCAACUACCUCUUCUACGGAGUGACCGUCGCCGGGCAGAUCGUCCUGCGGUUUAAACAGCCCAACAUACACCGACCGAUCAAGGUCAGCCUGAUCUGGCCGGUCAUUUACCUCAUCUUCUGGGCCUUCCUGCUCAUCUUCUCCCUCUACUCUGAGCCCGUGGUGUGUGGCAUCGGCCUCGCCAUCAUGCUCACCGGCGUCCCCGUCUAUUUCCUGGGAGUCUACUGGGACAACAAGCCGCAGUGCUUCGACGCCUUUGUUGAUAAAAUGACCUACUUGGGCCAGAAGUUCUGUGUAGUUGUUUAUCCAGCUGAAAGCAGCAGCAGCGGGAGCGGAGAGGAAGGAGAGGAAAUGAAGGAGGCCAUGUCUCCUCUGUCGAAGGAGGACGGAGACAACCACAAGUCAGCAGACUGCUAGAGCGCACCUUUUCUUUUUUUUCUUUUUUUUUUAAAACUCUCACCUGCCCCCGAAAUAGACACACGUGGGCGUACACACCACAGUUUAGAGUGGAUUUACUGAUCAACACACGUGCCCUCACGCUACGUCUGAGAUUUUUAGUGUCGUAUCAAUCAAUAUUUUCUGUGCCAAAUAUAGUAAGAAGUGUUUAAAGUAACAUGACCCCGAUCUUUUCUAUCUGGGGUCCUGCAACAGUGCAAUAAAGAAAGGUUAGCACCUUCCAGCUCCUCAUUACAGACAUUUAACCACCUAUUUCAGCAUCAUCAGCCUACUUUACAUCCUCCCUCUCCCGUUCCACACACUGUCUGCGUACUCCCCCCCCCGUCAGCGUGACAUUUUUUUAAGAUUUUUUUUUUUAUUAUCAAAAGACUCUACCUGUACUGUGACCCAAAACUUGUUUUGUUCUUCUUCUUUUUGUUAAUUUUGCUUUGUCAUUCUUUCAACACACCAAAGCUGCAUUUUGAUUGUCAAAGCAAGAAAAUCACAUUCAGAUCAAGUCAUUUCAUGCCGUGAAGUCGUACACUAAUGCUGUUUUUCAAGGCGACUGUAAUUCUGAAAUGUUUCUCUCUUUUAUUUUUUGUAAUUGUGAUAAUUGCGUAUAUCAUUUGUUGUUGUUUAUUGUUUAGUUUUAAUAUGUUAAUUUUAGUGUUGUUGAUAGUCUUUUUUUUUUUUUUCUAACAACAUAUUCAUCUGGGCCUGUUUUUUUUUUUUUUUUUUACUACGGAUGUGUAACACCUGAAAGCUGGUUUGAGAUCUGUACUUUGUCUCGGUAAAUGUGCUUGUAAAUGGUGCAGUUUUUUUGAAUUGCCUUAAUUAGAAUACAUUCUGUGCUUUAGUGCCAUUACAGCUGUGUUUUGGCGGAUGUGGUGAGUUGGUCAAUCCUCUUACUUUUUCAUUUUUAUCAAAAAAAAAGUUUAAAAAAAAACCAAAAAAAAAAGUGACACUACACAAAUAAUGAACCCGUUAAACAUGCGGCCCAGCGUGGGCCCAAUCAGAUAGGCAAGUCGUGACACUUUUGAACCACCGCAUUUGUUUUCGUGCAAAUCCCGACACCGACACAUGUGAAUGCCUGUGUGAGAAGCAGUUUUUUGUUUUUUUAAAAAUAAAGGCAUUGAUUGUC